AUGACAUUGACAGCAGUGGAUAGACAGGCAAUCUAUCUGGAUCCAGCCAUCCGCAACUGGGUGCUCUUGCCCAUCAUGGUAGUUAUGGUGCUGGUUGGUGUGCUCAGACACCAUGCUACUUAUCUGCUUCAAAGUACUCCAAAGGCCAAUCUUAAGCAGCUCAGAGAGUCGGCUUCACUUAUGCGUGCACGACUCCUUAGAUCCCCCAGUGCAGCAGAUCUACCACUCUCUGCCUUUGUAUCUCGAAAGACAUUUCUGAUCCAGGCUUUUGAAAAAGGAGUCUAUCUCAAAACCCCUGUGGUUGAGGGCACACCUCAAAACCCAAUGACAGAGCCUGGUGCCAUGGAUCCUAUGAUGGACAUGAUGAAAAAAAACAUGGCCAUGAUUGUUCCACAGACCUUAAUCAUGAGUUGGAUCACCUUUUUUUUUACUGGAUUUGUAUUGAUUCGUCUGCCAUUUCCAUUGACAUUGCGGUUUAAAACUAUGCUUCAAAAGGAUAUUCAAACUAGUGAUAUGGAUGUCACUUGGGUAUCUGCAUUGUCAUGGUAUUUUUUGAAUCUGUUUGGUUUGCGUAGUAUUUAUACAUUAAUUCUUGGAGAUGCUGAUUCUGCUGAUGGCAUGCAAGAUAUGCAGCAAAUGCAAAUGGGUUCACCUCAGCCGAUGCAGCAGCCAGCAGAGAUUGCUAAAAUGUUUGAAAGCGAGAAAGAGUAUCUUGAUCUAGCGGUUCAUGUUUGGGGCAUUGAAAAUGCCGAUGAGAUUCUUUUACGAAAGUUUGGCAAACUUCCUCCUUUGACUACCGGCAGCAAGAAAAACAAUUAG
This is a messenger RNA of Batrachochytrium dendrobatidis JAM81, 819 nucleotides long. RefSeq lists its product as uncharacterized. Gene Ontology annotation, cellular component: EMC complex; membrane. Lineage: Eukaryota; Fungi; Chytridiomycota; Chytridiomycetes; Rhizophydiales. The record is from RefSeq and is a predicted model, not a curated record. The coding region runs from base 1 to 819 and encodes 272 amino acids. Gene Ontology annotation, biological process: protein folding in endoplasmic reticulum. The transcript is spliced from 5 exons.